Cephus cinctus (wheat stem sawfly) is the source of this 634-nucleotide messenger RNA. RefSeq lists its product as uncharacterized. The transcript has 3 exons. The record is from RefSeq and is a predicted model, not a curated record. Gene Ontology annotation, cellular component: mitochondrion. The coding region runs from base 197 to 556 and encodes 119 amino acids. Lineage: Eukaryota; Metazoa; Arthropoda; Insecta; Hymenoptera; Cephidae.
GUGCACGCGUGCACAAUGAGAGGAACUGAAUGUUGCGAACAAAAAGAGAGAUAUAUCUCUGUCUCUACAUGUUGGAGCCACUUUCCACUCAUUGCUAGAGUAGGCUAUUUUCCUUCCAGGAGUAUAAGUUCUAUGGUUGGUGAGGCUGCUUUUCAUUAUGGCGGAUUCUUAGCCAAUUGUAACUGAUUGUACCAAAAUGGCAGGUCGUGAUCAAUACGAUAUUACUCCUAGAAACCGGGAAAUUCUCGAAUUUCGAGCUUCACGACGGAAUGCUUUGCGUCAAGAGUUUUUAAAAGAGACUCUGAAUCCGCACAGACAUGCAAGUGGUAUAGGAGGCGCGGUUUUCGAUCAACAACUGCAGCGGCUCUUUUCAUUGGAUGCUACACGUGCACAAUAUGUGACAGCAAAAGGAAAAAAUUUUGCGCAAUUUGCUGCUCUAACUCUAUUUCCAAUAGUAUCAAUUAUCCUUGUGAUAAACAAAGUCAGGCGUGACAAGGAGACCGAAAUACGAACAGGCAAAAUUAGCUACAGAGAUAGACACGUCAAAUUUGUAUAAAUCAUGGAAAACUUAUAUCUGUCAUAGUGAGAAUAAUAUGUAAUUAGGAAAACAUUAAUAAAGCAUAUGAAGUAUAAA